This is a messenger RNA of Anopheles arabiensis, 954 nucleotides long. Its product is annotated as collagenase-like. Bases 58 to 885 code for a protein of 275 amino acids. Gene Ontology annotation, molecular function: serine-type endopeptidase activity. The record is from RefSeq and is a predicted model, not a curated record. NCBI's taxonomy places the organism in Eukaryota, Metazoa, Arthropoda, Insecta, Diptera, Culicidae. Gene Ontology annotation, biological process: proteolysis. The transcript has a single exon.
CUCUGUCCCACUCAGUACACUUAGUUCCUUCGAGGCAACCACAACCGCACCAUUACAAUGAAGUCGUCCACGCUGCUGCUGCUCGUCUUGGGAUGUGUCCUGCCCGCAGUCGAGAUCGUCGCACUGCACUGUAACCCCUCGGGCAAUGAGAACGUAACCGCCAACGGUAGACCGGCGUACGCUGGCCAGUUUCCACACCAUGCCCUGCUGGUCGUGCGCUUCGGUGAGGACGAAACACGCCACUGCAGCGGUGCACUGGUCGACGAAAAGCACGUGGUAACGGUGGCGCAGUGCGUUGUCGGUAGCAGCUCCGUCGAGGUACAUCUCGGCUCGAACUGUCUGCUUGCGGACGAGUCCGACAAGUUCCGGUAUGUGUUUACCGCCGUCGAGUUUACCGUGCGCGACGGGUACGAUACGGAAACGUUCGUGAACGAUGUGGCCGUGGUGCGAUUUACCGAUGAGGCUGUGCGUCUUCCGCCGUGGGUAAAGCCGGUGCGUUUGCCGGAGGUGGAUGAGGAUCAGUACGUGGGGCAGGAGGUGGUGACGAGCGGGUACGGUUUGAUGGACUACGGUACGGACGGUGCUGCCGAUGGGCUGCAGUACAUGCGAUUGGUUGUGCUGGAGCUGGAGGCUUGCCAGGCGGAGUUUGACUUCGUGAUGCCCGGCACGGGACGGUUCUGUGCGCAGGAGGCGGACCACGAGCGCAACUGUGUGAGUGACGUGGGCAGCCCGCUGGUGCGCAAGGAGGGUCGGCUGCAGGAGUACGUGCUGCUUGGAUUGACCAGCUUCGGGCAGAAGUUUGCGUGCAGCCAGGGUAACCCGGGUGCGCUGCAGGAGAUGCGCGAGCAUGCCACGUGGGUGCGGGAGGUGUUGUCGAUGGAAUAGGCAAAUAAAAUUAAAUUGGCAAAUAUAAAGUUGAAAAAUAAAGCAAUUGCUGGUUCCCCCAUUGCUAAA